CGCUCCAAGAACACUUGCUUCCCCUUUUCCUUUUAGAUUCCAAAUGUCAAGCUGGGAAUUGUUCUAUCACUUUCUGACAGCAAACAAUAUUUAUACAGACAAACCAGAAGCAUACGGUGUUGGUUAGGGUACAAGCUUUAGAAACCAACGAAUCGUCGGCAUACACUAGUACAGAUGAUGUUACAGUAAGACCGACGCACCAGAUAAAGUUGCAGUUAACUUAGAAGUCAGUAGUCAAUAGUGUCCAAUCUAAACAUAAACUAAUCGUUCAAUUCCGAUCUUUUUUUUGCAUGGGGGUACUUGCUCAAGCUUAAAAAGUAUAUUAGUCUCCUCAGAAGCCAUGGCUUUCUCCAAGCGUGGCUACCAUAACUUCGCGGUGGUCGCACGUGUUCUGGACGAAGAUCCUGAUGUCUUUUCUGUGACGAGAGAGGUCCGAAGCAAUGGUUGUACAUUCGGUGGAGAGCAUGAUGACAGGGCUGGGGCCCCAUACCGCGGCCGCAAAGGCCAGGGAUCCCACAGGGCACGCUCUUAUGGCGAGGGCCCCCGCAGGGACAGAACCAGGGGCGGUCACCAGGCCAACUACACAGGCCCCGGACCGCGAUCCAGACUUGACGACAUGGACGCCGAUGUAACCAUGAGCGACAACUCCCAGGACGGCACCUCUCAGCGCAGAUCCAAGCCGUACAGCCGGCCUUAUCGCCGAGGAGACGGCCGCUUUGACAGAGACCGGAGAGGGGGCCGGGGAGGAGGUGGAUAUAAAGGAGACGGAGGAGGAGGCGGAAGAGGAGGUGGAGGAGGAGGAGGGAACUCUAGUGGUGGAGGAGGAGGAGGAGGAGGGAAGAACCGGACAGGCUGGUACAAGAUGACGAUACCGCACGGAAGAAAGUACGACAAGAAGUGGCUGAUGACGGCGCUCCAGAACAUCUGCUCGGUGCCCUUCAACCCCGUGAACUACAAUGUUGACAACUACAGGGCCCAUUUCUACGUGGAUGACGUCGCUACGGCAACCGCCCUUCACAAAUGUUCCCACAAGAUCACAGACGCAGACGGCUAUAAGGUGGAGGUCCAUAUGAACGCGAGCGGCCCUCCGGCCUUCCUGCAGUCGGACCUGAAACCUGAGGACUUGGAACUCUUAAAGCAAUGCAUGGGAAAGCGUUUCGACGGCUCCCAGCAAGCACUGGACCUGAACACCCUCCGGACGGACCCAGAGCUGGUCUCCCAGAACAUUGACGUCAUUCUGAACCGGAAGACGACUAUGGAAGCUGUCAUCAAGAUCAUUGAAAAGGAAAUUCCAGAGUUGGUGUCCUUAAACCUGAGCAACAACCGCAUCCAGAAGCUGGACGAUUUGUCCAACCUGGUUGGCAAGGUGCCCAACCUGAAGACCCUCAAUCUCUCCAACAACGAGCUGAAGUCGGACAGAGAGCUGGACAAGAUCAAAGGGCUGAAGCUGGGAGAGCUGUGGCUGGAGAAGAACCCUCUGAGCAACAGCUUCAAAGACCAGGCCUCCUACAUCAGUGCCGUGCAGACAAGAUUUCCCAGGCUCCUGAAAUUGGACGGACAAGACCUCCCGCCACCCAUUGUAUUUGACGUGGAGACGCCCACCGUCAUCCCCGCCUGCAAGGGCAGCUGCUUUGGCUCGGAUGAAAUCAAGGCCAUCAUCCUCCGCUUCCUGCAGCAGUAUUACAGCAUAUACGACUCCGGGGAUAGGCAGUCCCUGCUGGAUGCCUACCACGACGGGGCCUCCUUAUCUAUGAUGACGCCGUACUCCACUCAGAACCCUUCAAGGAGCAGUCUGGGAGAGUACCACAAGGACAGUCGCAACCUGAAGAGGGUCAAAGACACUACCCUGCGCUACCGUCUGCUGAAACACACACGGCUCAACGUGGUGGCGUUCCUGAACGAGCUGCCCAAGACGCAGCACGACACCGCCUCCUUCAACGUGGACGUGAACACCUACACAACUACCCUGCUGUCGUUCACUGUCAGUGGAGUGUUUAAAGAAGUGGAAGGCAAAUCGCGAGACUCCACCAUGGCCUUCUCUCGAGUGUUCGUCACGGUCCCAGCCGGCAAUUCAGGACUAUGUAUAGUCAACGACCAGCUGUUUAUCCGGAUGGCCACGACGGAGGAGAUACGCAAGGCGUUUGUGGCCCCAGCCCCCACCCCGUCCUCAAGCCCCGUGCCCACCCUCACAGCCCCCCAGCAGGAGAUGCUGUCGGCCUUCUCCCUCGAGUCCGGCAUGAACUUUGAGUGGUCCCAGAAGUGUCUUCAGGACAACGAAUGGGAUUUCCACAAAGCUGCUGGGAUCUUUACAAAGUUGAAGAUGGAUGGCAAGAUCCCAGAUGUUGCCUUCAUAAAGUGAAGAUGUUAUUCAAGGAGGAUAGUGACAUUGGUUUCAGGCGAAGAGCUCUAUUUUCUAUGGUUUUUGUUCCAGCCCCAUCCUUUGGUCUGUUCAAUGGAUUAUAUUAAGACCAAGAGACAUAUUUUGAUUUCAUUGUUUUAAUGACAACAAUGUCCUCGCUGACCUAAAUCUUAUAAUAAAAUUUUGGUUCUUAAUGUUA
Molecule: messenger RNA, 2558 nt
Organism: Gadus morhua (Atlantic cod)
Lineage: Eukaryota; Metazoa; Chordata; Actinopteri; Gadiformes; Gadidae
Gene: nxf1a
Product: nuclear RNA export factor 1a
Exons: 22
Coding region: 341-2359 (672 amino acids)
Biological process (GO): poly(A)+ mRNA export from nucleus
Cellular component (GO): cytoplasm; nucleus
Molecular function (GO): RNA binding; protein binding
Source: RefSeq, a predicted model, not a curated record